CCUUUAUGGCAAUUCUUCGAUGUAAAUUUUGAAAGAUGGCGCACGAAGCUCAAACUCGUGUUCAAACGGCGUUAAACAAUCUUCUUCAGGAUUUAGAUAAGUCUCAUCUUAGAAAAAUGCAAGGUGACAUGCAUAGAUGUGCUGCAAAGUGUUGCGAUUUAAAUACGGCAAGUAUGGAGGAAGUUCAUCAAUGCAUCCAAAACUGUUCUAAAAAUGUAUCGGUUGCACAAAGUUACGUUGAAAACGAGUUAACAAAUUAUCAGGGAAGAAUAGAACGUUGCGUACUACAAUGUAGGGACAACAUUCAAGACAAAAUGAGCACUUCGCCCUCCGAGAAAGACAUGAAAGCAUUCGAGUCUCAGUUUCACGACUGCAUCGGAAAGUGUGCCGACACACACGUCGAAUUGUUACCUACUCUACUCAAAAAGAUGAGAGAGAUGUUAAGUAAAGGAAAUUAUUCUUCGGAGACCAGCUAACACAGAGAGAAUAUUUAGAAAUUAAUUUUUUUUUUUUUUUAAU
Centruroides sculpturatus (bark scorpion) is the source of this 519-nucleotide messenger RNA. RefSeq names its product protein FAM136A-like. Gene Ontology annotation, cellular component: cytoplasm. The transcript has 3 exons. The record is from RefSeq and is a predicted model, not a curated record. The coding region runs from base 36 to 476 and encodes 146 amino acids. Lineage: Eukaryota; Metazoa; Arthropoda; Arachnida; Scorpiones; Buthidae.